AUGGCGGCCGACGUUGGAGCAGCUGGGGUGCAGCUGCUGGAUUCACGUGGAGUCGGCAAGGUGCCGACGUUUUCGGGCAAGAGGGAGGACUUCGAGGAUUGGAUCUUCCCGUUCGGGUCCUACUGCGGUCUGCUGGGCUGGACGGCAGGCCUGGACAGGUCGCGGGAUGCUGAGGAGCCGCUUACUGCGGAUGACCUCGGUGAGCAAGGAGUGCAGGUCGGCAGGAGCUUGUACCACCUGCUGGCGAGCACCACGAAGGGCACGGCGCAGAGCAUCGUCAAGCUCUGCCCGCGAGGCGAUGGCUUCGAGGCGAUGCGGAGGCUGCGCAAGGAGUACCGUCCGAGGCUGAACGAGGAGCACGGCCAGAUGCUCCAGCAGAUCUCGAGGCCGCUGUGGUGGAAGGAUCGCGAAGGCAAGGAGCGCUUCGCGGAGGUGCUCAUCGCCUGGGACGAGCGGAUCUCGAGGUACGAGCGCGCGACUGGAGAGCAGGUCACGCAAAACAUGAAGACGAGCGCGAUCAUGGCCCACGCGCCCGAGGAGGUGAAGGUCAUGCUACGCUCGGCGCAGCGCGAGGUGCGCAGCGACAUUACGCAGAUGAGGAACUGCAUCUUCGAGGCGGUGAUCGGCCAGAGCGGGGUGGUCGCGAAACCGCCGACAGCGAGCAAGGGGAGCAAUGAUAUGGACGUCGACGCGAUCUCCAAGGGCAAGGGCAAGGGCGGCAAGGACAGGUGCCAGAUCUGCCACAAGCUGAGCCACACGGCCCGAGACUGCUACUGGCGUGACAAGGGCAAUCAGAAGGGCGACGGAAAAGGUCGAGGAGCAGGAGCGGGAUCUAAGGGCGGAAAGGACGCCAAGGGCAAAGGCAAGGAUGGCUACACGUUCACGGGCAAGUGCGACUAUUGCCACAAGACAGGCCACAAGAAGUCGGACUGCAAGAAGCGGAUCGCCGAUGAAAAGGCCAAGGGUAAUGCGGCUAUCGAACAGGAGGGCACGGACCCGAAGACGGUGGCCAAGAUAGAGUACGCGGAGUACGAGUGCGAGAUCUGCGACGACGACCAGCUCUACUGCAUGGCGAUGAAGGCGGAGGAUCCCGAGACGGAGUGCUGCGGCAUGGAGCUCGAGGAGACGACCUUCAUCACGCUGGACACGGCGAGCGACUGCCACGUGGGGCCGACUUGCUUCGGAGAAGGCUGCAGGAGAGGCGAGGAUCGCGGACCGAGGCUGCUGGGUGCGCAGCGGAAGGAGAUCAAGAUGGACUCCAUUGCGACGAUGCCGAUGGCGGUUGCCGACGACUGCGAGCAGCCGAGGCUGCUGAAGGCGGACUUCAGGUUGUGUGACACGGCAUCGAAGCCGUUCUUCUCGCUGCUGGAGGUGAUGGACAAGGGUGCCGAGUUCUGGCUGAGCGCGAAGAUGGGCAUGUGCAUGUGCCCUGGCGGUGACCUCAGCAAGGGCAUCCCGCUCACCAGGAAGAACAACACGUUGGGCUUCAACGCGAAGACCUUCUGGACAGCGACGGAGGCGAAGGAGUUUGCGGCCAGUGUGAACGCGAAUGAGCAGCAGCUGCGGCAGCGGAUCCAGAGCGAGAUGGAGCAGCUGAGGGCGCAGGAGGAGAGCGACUGGCUCGACAUCCUUCGCGUGGAGGACAUGCGGGCGAGGCUCAAGGAGAUGGGCCAACCUAUCUACGGCAGGAAGGACGAGCUGUGGGCUAGGCCCAGCGACGCGGAGCGGAGGCUCACGGCACACCACAUGAAGAUGAAGGAGCUGGAGCGCAGGGCGCCGUGGUGCGAAGCCUGCGUGCGAGGGAACGAGACGACCCAGCCACAUAAGACCCUCACAUUUGACCAGAAGGACACUGGGAAAGCGCAGAUCACCCUGAACUUCUGCUACCUGAAGACCAACGGCGACUGGGCGGAGAUCGGAGAGUUGGAGCCGCCAGCGGCGGACAUCUUCGCGACGACGCUCGUGAUGGCGGACAGGGACACGCUGAUGUUCAACGCAGUUUCGAUGCCUACCAAGGCGGUCACGGACUACGCAUCAGCCAGCGUGAGCAGCUUCAUCGAGGGCAUGCAUCUCACGACGGCAGACAUCAAGACGGAUGGCGAGCCCACGAUCGUGAACUUGGUGGAGGAGGUGCGGAAGAAGCUGAACAAGAGCAUCAAGCUGGAGGAGAAGCGUGGGAACCUGAAGGACAGCCAGAGCAUGGGCGCGAUCGAGGCUCCGAUCAGAUGGUUGCAGGCGAAGGUGAGGACGUACAAGUUCGACUUGGAGAAGCGCUACGGCAUGAAGAUCACAGCGGACGUACCGAUUUGGUGCUGGCUUACGCGAUACGUUAGCUGGGCUACCUCUACGUACAGACCACGAGCCGAUGGGAGGACAUCCCAUCAGGCAGCCUACGGAGUGACCUACAACGGAGAGAUUCUCCCCUUUGGCGAGACGGCUCUCUUCAAGACUCCGAUCUCCCACACGAGGCAGAUCACGACCACGUCGCUGAAGCACAAGGGCGAGUCAAGUUUCGUGAAGGGCAUCUGGCGGCUGGAGCCAGCGUUGCGAGCAGACGACAAGCUGAUGAAGGCGGUGAAGGCCCUACCCUGGGACGCGAGGAGCGCCAAGCCGUGCGAGCUACUGCCCAGGAUGCAGAGGCCGAUGCCCAGGAUCGUUCUGACGGCGGCGGAGCAGAAGGCGAAGACUGAGGCGCAGGAGGCAGCGCGAGAGGCGACGCCACCCCAGGGGGCGCCCGAGCAGGGGGCGCGGCCGGCUGCAGCAGCGAGCGCGGAGCCAUCGUUAGCACCUGCGGGACCUGGAGUUGGAGCGGCAGCGGCGGCAAGGCCAGAGGAGAAGAGCACGACGGAUGCGGACGUGCCGAUGACGCCCCGAGGGCUGAUCAGACCUGCCGACGCUGAGGACUUCGGCGCACCAGGCAAGCGCGCGAAGCACGUGAACGCGGUCUCGCUCGACGACCCUAUCGACUACAGCAUCCUGGACAGGAUGGGCACAGACUGCUACGUGACGGUCAGCGGACUGGAGCCCGCGGUGGAACUCAAGGGCAGGCGCGAAGCACUAGAGGUGCUGGCGCACUAUGGCGUGCACAGGGACAUCCCGAGGAGCGAGAGCAGCGAGUUCAAGAAGAUCAGG
This is a messenger RNA of Prorocentrum cordatum, 3132 nucleotides long. NCBI's taxonomy places the organism in Eukaryota, Dinophyceae, Prorocentrales, Prorocentraceae. The record is from the annotation of a GenBank genome assembly.